AUGAAAAUAUUGCUAACCGUCGUAGCCGUGGUGCUGGCCUGUACGUUGGCUAGUGCCGAUUUCCAGGAGGAAAAAUAUCUUAUGGCUCAGCCCAGGGAUAACGCUCUGAAUGAGUUGGUCAUUCAGUUUCUGGAAAGCUUCCGCGAGUCGAUGGUCUGCGGCAAUCCCGAUCUUGGCAUUCCGGUACUGGCACCGCUCAAGGUGGAUCACUUAGAGAUGGAGAUCAACCAGAAGCUAUUUCAAAUCGGUGGAGAACUCAAUGAUAUGGUCGUUGAGGGACUGAACGAGUUCGAAAUCAAGCACAUCGACAUCAAGGUGCUGAAACUGCAGAUGGACUUUGAGUUUUACUUCGGAGCAAUCCGCACCAAGGGAAAGUACAAGGCAAAGGCCAAGCUCAUCGGGCUUCUUCCCCUGGUCCGGUUCGGCUCGUUCCGUUUCGAUGCUAAAGGUCUUACGGUGAAGGGUAGUGCAACGAUCGGUAUCAGUGGUGACAAGCUGCAGAUUCGCAAGCUAACCAUUACUCCAACAAUCAAAUCGGUGCGGUCUGACGUGAAGAAUGUUUUCCUGCAGCCAGUCGUUAACUUUAUGUUCAAUCGCGUUGUCGAGGGCGUCGUGCCGGGAUUGAUCAACAACAAUCAGCAGCAAAUUACGCAGCUGAUUGAGGAACAGCUUAAGCCGAUGCUCAAUGAAAUGUUGGGUGACAUUUCGCUGCAGGAUUUGAUCGAUAUGGUUUCUGGUGGUGGUGGUUCGGGACCAGUUACUUGCGAUCGCGAUGCUCUGACGCUGUAG
Anopheles maculipalpis is the source of this 789-nucleotide messenger RNA. RefSeq lists its product as uncharacterized. Bases 1 to 789 code for a protein of 262 amino acids. NCBI's taxonomy places the organism in Eukaryota, Metazoa, Arthropoda, Insecta, Diptera, Culicidae. The transcript has 3 exons. The record is from RefSeq and is a predicted model, not a curated record.